AUAUUGAUUUUCUUUAUAUCCAGGCUUGGAUGGCUUCUUCGAUUCAUCAGCCAUUCUGUGAUUUCUGGUUUUACUACAGCUUCAGCCAUUAUAAUUGCCUUGUCUCAGGCAAAAGAUUUCUUGGGAUACAGUGUUGUGCGAAGCAGCGAGAUUAUUCCACUGGUGAAGAGCAUUAUUGCAGGGGCAGAUCAGUUCUUGUGGCAACCUUUUCUCAUGGGCUCCAUCACAUUGGCAGUUCUUCUGAUCAUGAAGCACUUGGGAAAAACUAGGAAAUCGUUGCGUUUUUUGCGAGCUUCUGGUCCCCUUACAGCUGUAGUUUUGGGCACCAUUUUUGUGCAUGUAUUUAGUCCAUCUUCAAUAUCUUUGGUAGGUGAAAUACCACAGGGCCUGCCAGAAUUUUCCAUCCCAAAGAAAUUUGAGUAUGCUGAAUCUUUGAUUCCUACAACGAUUCUCAUUACUGGCGUGGCUAUUUUGGAGUCUGUGGGAAUUGCUAAAGCACUUGCAGCAAAGAAUGGUUACGACUUGGAUUCCAAUCAAGAGUUAUUUGGUCUUGGUGUGGCAAACAUUGUUGGUUCUUUCUUCUCUAUUUACCCUACAACUGGAUCAUUUUCCAGAUCAGCUGUGAAUCAUGAAAGUGGAGCCAAAACUGGCUUGUCUGGAGUAAUUAUGGGAAUUAUAAUGGGAUGUGCGCUUCAAUUCCUGACUCCAUUGUUUGAAUACAUACCACAGUGUGGUCUAGCCGCCAUUGUCAUUUCUGCUGUUAUUGGACUGGUUGGUGUUUCACUUGCAUUUGUCAUCCAUGAAUCAGCUAAUCCACAUAUUGGAAUUCAUUUUGUCAUUCUUGAGAUGGCUCCUGUCACUUACAUAGACUCUAGCGCUGUUCAAGCUCUAAAAGACUUGUACCACGAAUACAGAUCACGUAACAUCCAGAUAGCCGUUUCCAAUCCAAAUCGAGACGUUCUGCUGACUCUAACAAGAGCCGAGGUGGUCGAUCUAAUAGGCCGAGAAUGGUUCUUCGUUCGCGUGCACGAUGCAGUCCAAGUAUGUCUACAGCAUGUGCAAAGCUUAACCGAUUCUUCCAUGAGCCAAUCUCCAUUGCUAGAGAAGAAAUCAAGCCUCUUCAAUCGAAUACUGAAACAGAGAUCAGAAGAAGCAGCCCUGUCUCAGUUGGCAGGGGCGGGGCUAAGUGAACGUAGGCCCCGUGCGAAUUUUUAA
This is a messenger RNA of Salvia miltiorrhiza (redroot sage), 1215 nucleotides long. Its product is annotated as probable sulfate transporter 4.2. The transcript has 12 exons. Gene Ontology annotation, cellular component: membrane. Gene Ontology annotation, biological process: transmembrane transport. The annotation marks the transcript as partial. The record is from RefSeq and is a predicted model, not a curated record. NCBI's taxonomy places the organism in Eukaryota, Viridiplantae, Streptophyta, Magnoliopsida, Lamiales, Lamiaceae.